AUGUGGGGAGGCCGGGUGGUGAUCCCCACCCCUCUCCGAGACCGGGUGCUGGCGGCACUGCACGAGGCUCACCCAGGCGUGGUACGGAUGAAAGCCCUGGCUCGGAGCUACAUGUGGUGGCCAGGCCUAGAUCAGGACAUUGAGGGACAGAUCUACCAUCUACAAACUGAGCAGAAGCUAAGAGACUAUGUUACCAUGGUUUCUAACAAGUUCAACAAGAAGCCUCAAGCCAUUCAGUUUAACUGUCGUGAUGACCGUUCAGAUGGAGAUGGCAGCAACAAUCAACUGCUGGUGUAUCACCCGGAGCUAAUGGAUGCAGUCACUGCACAGAUACAACCGGAUGCUCAACCAGAAGAUGAGGUAUUGAACUUAUUCUCUGAUGCUUGCAAGAAAGUGACUUUCAAUGUCCCUCCUGAACUAGAAGCUGGAGUAUUAGUUGGCAGAGUCAAGGUGAAAAACUGUCUUAAGCAUGCAGAAUUUAUCCGCUCAAACAAUCCCAACUUUACAGUUUUAGAAGAUGGUUCAUUGUAUACAACAAAUGCUAUGUCCUUGUCUUCUCAUGAAAACACCAUCACCAUACUCCUUAAAGGCAGUAGUGGACACGAACAAAAGACGAUACUUGUUAGUUUGCUAACACAUCCAAAAAAGGCAGGACAUGUAAGAAGGACUGCUCUUAGACGAAGCAAACGCAGAUGGGCUCCAGUCCCAACAACUAUAAUGGAAAACUCAAUGGGACCUUUUCCAAUGCAAAUUCAACAGUUAUCUUCUGACACAGCCUUGAAGUAUGACAUUAAAUAUUCCAUAAGUGGACCUGGUGUUGACCAGCCACCUCUGAAUUACUUUUACAUUGAGAAAGAAACUGGAAAUCUCUUUGUUACUUGCCCAAUAGACCGGGAAAUGUACCCAGAAUUUAAGAUAAUUUGCUAUGCAGUGACGCCGGAGGGAUAUACACCAGAGACACCUCUUGUGCACGUGAUCAAAAUCGAGGAUGAUAAUGAUAAUGCCCCAGAGUUUGAGCAUGAUCCUUAUAUUUUUGGUGUUGUUGAAAACAGUAGAGUUGGAACGCUUGUUGGACAGGUGACUGCAACAGACAGAGAUGAGCCAAACACUUUACACAGCACAAUUAGAUACAGAAUUGUAUCACAGAGUGGUCAAAUGUAUCAUAUCUCAGAGGCAUUUGGGAUACAUCCAGAUUCAGGUUCUAUUACUGUAUUAUCACCAAACCUGGACAGAGAGACAACAUUGGAGUAUAGACUACAAGUAGAAGCAAGAGAUAUGGGAGGCUAUGAAUUUGCUUUGUGCACUACAGCAGAAGUGAUCAUUGAGAUUACAGAUAUAAAUGACAAUGUUCCACGAUUAGAACAAAUUGUGUAUGAAGUGGACGUAUUUGAAAACACAGAAAAUGUGGAAAUAUUGCUCAUUCCUAUUAAAGAUGAUGAUCAAUUUGGAACACCUUCGUGGUUGGGAACUGCCACUAUUAUAAGAGGAAAUGAAGACCACAGUUUUUCUAUUACCGUAGAUGAAGAGACGAAUGUUGGGCAUUUAACUGCUUUAAAGAGUCUGGACUAUGAAAAAACCAAGGAGAGAAGAUUAGAAAUUGUUGUAAAUAAUGAAGCACCUUAUGCAUUAGCACCAAAUUCAAGAGCCCUUUCAACAAGUACUGCCACAGUUAUAGUCAGAAUUCUGGAUGAGAAUGAGGGGCCAGAAUUUGAUCCUUGUGAAUAUUUUCUGACUAUUAAGGAAUCUUUGCCAAGUGGAACGGUGGUUGGUGAUUACCAAGCGAGGGACCCAGAAACUGGAAAUAGUGAAGGCAUAAGUUACAGAAUAAUAAAUGGCAUGUGCAAUUGGAUCAUCAUUGACAACACAGGACAGCUGAGAACCACUAGAGUUUUAGACAGAGAUAUACCAAAUAUGGAAUAUUCUCCAUGCACCAUAACAGUCUGUGCUACAGACCGAAGUGGUAAAACAGGAACUGGAAAAAUUUUUAUAACAGUGAUGGAUGAAAAUGACAAUUACCCAGUGAUUACUGAAAGUAAUUACAUAAUGUGCAAGGACAAAGAACCAGUAUAUGUUACAGCCUUUGAUGCUGAUCAGCCUCCCUAUACAACACCUUUCCAUUUUGAAAUAGAGAAGCCAGUGGGCUCAAUAUGGAGGAUAAUACCGUAUGAUGAGGAAUCAGCAUUGCUGUCACUGGAUGAAGAUCUACCUUAUGGCUAUUAUAAACUUCUUAUUAGGACAUAUGACAAUGGAGGUAACAGUGGAAUAAGUGAAAUAAGAGUUCAUUAUUGUAACUGUGUAUUUCCAAGUGAUUGUUCUGACCUCAGUUCAGACAUCUCUGCGGAUCGGGUUUCUACGGAAGAUGUGCAAUAUCAAGCUCCAGGUGGAGGGGGAUCUUUUGGUCCCUGGGCCAUCUUUUCAACAGUGCUGGGAACAAUGUUAUCAAUGGGAGUCAUGGCUAUACCCUUAAGUUACUGGCUCCGCAAAAAAGGGUCCAUGCGUCACGAGGUGGGUGAUAGUUCAGCUUCCCACAAUUUAAUUGUAUCCAACACUGAGGCACCAGGUGAGAAUGUGAUGGAUUUGAAUAUACUUCCUGUGAAAACAACAAAUGCAACUAGCAUGAGCACAAUUGGAGAAAAAACUGGAAGUAUGGAACUGAUAAAAGGAAGGGAAGAACACAUUGGAGGAUCCAUACAGAAUAUUGGACAGCAUCUGCAAAACUCAUAUAAAAGCCUCUAUUCUGAAUGGCGGAGUUUCUCCAAUCCUCACCUAGCUGAAAAGGUAUUUCAGUGUGAAGAAGAAGAUGAACUCCACCAAAGUAAAGAAUAUGUACUUCCAUAUAAAUAUGAAGGAAAAGGAUCACCAGUUGGAACCCUAAGCUCCUGUACAGGCGAAUCAGAAGACGAAGAACUUGAUUUUUUAGAUCAGCCAGAACCUCCAUUUAAGACUCUAGUAGAAGCCUGUAUAAAAGAAUAAGUGUGUUCAUCAUGGUCCUGAAAACUUUAGCCACAAUCCUCUGGGAAGUUUAAUGCUGCAAGUUCUAGUGAAAGAAAUGGAUUUUUUUGUGCAGCUCUCAUAAUACCGUG
Molecule: messenger RNA, 3083 nt
Organism: Gekko japonicus
Lineage: Eukaryota; Metazoa; Chordata; Lepidosauria; Squamata; Gekkonidae
Product: desmocollin-2-like
Exons: 18
Coding region: 1-2973 (990 amino acids)
Biological process (GO): adherens junction organization; homophilic cell-cell adhesion; regulation of synaptic transmission, glutamatergic
Cellular component (GO): apical part of cell; adherens junction; postsynaptic density
Molecular function (GO): calcium ion binding; cadherin binding
Source: RefSeq, a predicted model, not a curated record